ACUUCAUUUUGUCAUUAGUUGAAUCGCACAAAUUGGACGCGGCGAUUUUUAUCAUUAUUAGUUUUGUGAACAGCAUUUUCGCACUUUUAAUUUAAGUAUUUAUUAUAAUUUCAUCAUGCUAAGCCGAAAAAGAAGAGGUAGUUCAUUAUCUUCAAGCAAACAAGAUGACGACUCUAUGCAAAUGGAUGACUCUACACCAGAACAGUCUCCUGUUUUAGUUACUUCAACGAGGAAAAAACGCCGAAUUAUAUCUGAUCCUACUGAGUUGUGUCAGCAGUUGUAUGAUUCAAUUAGAAAUAUCAAAAAAGAAGAUGGUGCAACGUUGUGUGACACUUUUAUACGAGCUCCGAAACGAAGACAAGAACCAUCUUAUUAUGAUGUUGUAGCUAAUCCAAUAGAUUUAUUGAAAAUACAACAAAAGUUAAAAACAGAUUCAUAUGAUGAUAUUGAUGAUUUGAUGAACGAUUUUGAAUUGUUGGUAAAUAAUGCUAAAGCAUUUUAUAAGUCUGAUAGUAAUGAAUACAAAGAUGCUGUGGCACUAUGGCAAUAUGUACAAACAAAUAGAAUGCGAAUUAUUGAUUCAGCAGGCGGAAUUGACGAAGAACCCAAACCAAAACGUCGGUAUACCAGACGUUUAACGGAUGGCGAUGAUACGAAUCGUAGUAUUGAAGAAGAGUUUAAUCCAUAUGAAGAACUUUUUGCUGCAGUUAUGACAGCUACUGAUCCUAGUAUGAAUGAUAGGCCACUCCAUCGUAUGUUUCAAUUAUUGCCUUCAAAGAAAGUGUAUCCUGAUUAUUAUGAUGUCAUUGAACAUCCAAUUGAUUUGCGUCUCAUAGCAACAAAAAUCCAAAUGAACGCAUAUUCUACUCUAAUUGAAAUGGAAAAAGAUCUACUACAAAUGACAAAGAAUGCGUGCCAGUUUAACGAACCGGGUUCUCAAAUAUACAAGGAUGCGAAAACUUUAAAACGCAUGUUCACUCAAAAACGAAUUGAAAUCGAUAGUGGUAAAUUUAAACCAAGUCGACGUGUUAGAACCCUAUCAAGUUCUGCAAUUGCUGCUCUGAAAGAGGAAAUAGAUAGUUCAGAUGAUGAAGAAACAAGUAAAAAAGGUGAGGGACCUAUGUGGGCAUUGUUUGAUCAUCUCUAUAAUGCGGCAGGAACAUCAGAUCAUUCUGGCAUUACUGGACCUCCUCUUGGUACUUCACUUUGGAAACUCCCAGUGCGCAGAUUUCAUCCAGAAUACUUUGAACUUAUCAAGCGACCAAUAUCGAUGAGUCAAAUUCAUACAAAAUUAAAAAAGGGAGACUAUGCUAAUAUAAGUGAUCUCACUGGAGAUUUGUAUCAGAUGUUGGACAACGCUAAAAAAGCAUUUCCUGCAACCCAUAGGACACAUAAAGAUGCGGUAAAAAUGUUAAAAAUAAUGAAUGCUAAGCUAGUAGAAGAAUCGCUUGAUCAAGAUUUAAGUGAACCAGAAGAUGUAGAAGCUGAUGAGUCAUUACCUAUUUUACCACGUAAAAAAGGACGUCCACGUAUAAACUCUAGUUCAAGCACACCAAAUACUCCAAGCUGUUCAAAUACAAAAGCUACUCGAAUACCGAUUAACGCAACCAUUAAAAAGAAGAUUCUUAGCAUUCAAAAAUACCUUGUUGAUUUUACUGUUGCCAAUAGAAGACUAAUUGACUUAUUUAUGGAGAAACCUCAAAGGAAAGUUUAUCCUGAUUAUUAUGACAUUAUACAAAAUCCCAUAGAUAUGAAUAUAAUAGAGCAUAACAUACGUUCAGAUAAGUAUUCUACAGUCGAAGAUGUAGUUGCAGACUAUCGCCUUAUGUUUUCUAACUGCCGUCAAUACAAUGAAGAGGGUUCUACUAUAUAUGAAGAUGCGAACAAUCUUGAAAAAGCGUUAAAUGAAAAAUUGAAAGAGUUUCCUGGUUUAACUGAUAUUAAAAAACCAGUGUUGAAAGGUCCAAAGUCUAGUCGGAAAAAAGUUGGCAUAACUGAUAAACUGUGGCAGUUUUAUGAGACAAUUAGAGACUUUCAAGAACUUAAGGGUAAACGACAACUCUCCCUUAUAUUUACAAAAUUGCCAUCAAAAACUGAAUAUCCUGACUAUUAUGAUAUAAUAAGAGAGCCAAUCGAUAUGGAUCGCAUAGGUCAAAAGCUAAAACAUAGUAUAUAUGAAACAGUAGACGAAUUAGCAGCUGACUUUUUACUUAUGUUAGAAAAUGCUUGCAAAUACAAUGAACCCGAUUCACAAAUAUAUAAAGAUGCAUUGGUUUUGCAACAACUUACCCUACAAACGAAGCAAACUUUACGUAAUGAACGGGAAGCUGUACCUGAUGUUUCACUUGCUGUACAAGAAAUAUUUUUGACAUUAUUUACUUCACUCUAUAAUCAUCAAGAUGAAGAGGGUCGUUGUUAUUCCGAUUCAUUAGCAGAACUACCUGAAUACGAUGAAGUUGUGGACGAAAACGGACAUACGACAAAAGUGCGUGGCAUAUCUUUGGAUCUUAUAAAACGUAGAUUGGAUAAAAGUGUUUAUAAAAGAUUUGAUAUUUUUCAAGAAGAUAUUUUUACUUGUCUUGAACGUGCGCGGAAAUUGUCUCGCACCGAUUCGGAUGUCUUUCAAGAUUCGUGCGAACUGCAAACUUUUUUCAUUAAAAAACGAGAUGAAAUAUGUAAAGAUACUUUAAGUUCUCCAGCGAUGCUUUACACAUUAGAGAAGUUACUGUCGGAGGUCGAAGCAGUUCGUCAACAGAAAAUGAUACAGGAAGAACAAGACCAAGAGGAUAAAGAAGAAGUGGAAGCAGCUGCCAUGCAAGGUGGUGAAAGUGUGACUAUAAAUCAAAAUGUGUUUUCACCUGGAGAUUUUGUAUACUUUCAACAACCAGAAAAUAAAAUUCCAAGUGUUGCUUGUAUUGAACGUCUUUGGACUACUAAUGAUGGAGUCAAGAUGAUGCAAGGUGCUGUAUUUCUUCGUCCGCAUGAAACUUUUCAUGUGGCUUCAAGAAAAUUUUUGGAAAGGGAAGUAUUUAGAAGUAGCGUUUCUCAAACAGUUUCUAUGGACAAGGUUUUGGGAAAAUGCUACGUCAUGCAUAUUAAAGACUAUAUAAAAUUAAAGCCUGAAGGUUUCGCAGAAAAAGAUGUGUUUGUAUGUGAAUCUCGUUAUAACGUUACACAACGACUUUUUAGAAAGUUUAAAACGUGGCACUUUGUUCGCGAUAAUGAUCCUAUUAAAUUUGUAACUCGAGAAGAACCUUUGGAACUAAAACGUGUGAUGUCGGUAUUUAAAGAACGUAUUGAGAAACAUAAAGGUGAAUUAGAGGAACUUAAAUUACAAGAAGCAUUAAUAGAAAAAGAAAAACCAAAUGUUCCGUGUGAUCCACCAACAAAUGCUGAAGCUAAUGCUGUUUAUUAUCAGCAGUAUAACACAAUUUGCAGUGGAGUAGUUAAAACUGGAGAUUUUGUCUACGUAGCAACUCAAACCGGUAAACAGUCUAUCGCCCAAGUUCAUCAAAUAUGGGAAAACUCAAAUAAGUCUUAUUUCCGAGGUCCAUGGCUAUUGGCGCCAAGUGAAGUAUCACCAUCACUGAGUAAGCAAUUCUUCAGACAAGAAUUGCUUUUGUCAACUGUGGAGGAAGUUAGUCCAAUAAUAGCCAUUGUUGGACGAUGCGCUGUUCUUGAAUAUUCUGAAUUUGUAACAUGUCGCCCUACAGAAUUUCCUGAAAGCGACGUUUAUAUAUGUGAAUCAGUAUAUGACGAAAUGAAAAAAUCUCUGCGAAAGAAUACAGGAGGUUUGCGUAAAUUUCAGCACAGUUCAGAUGUUACGGAAGAUGAAAUAUUUUAUUUCAAAUCACCCAUAAAACCUUUAAAGGAACCAAAAUCAAAUGAUAUGAAUGAGAGUUUAGGAAUAUUAGAUGACUCAUUGGAUGGUAAUCCACCCUCCUUGAAUUCAGAUAUAGUAGCUGUCGCUUCUCCAGCGCCGUCAGUUUCUUCUACUCCGAUAUCGUCAAAAAUUAAAACAAAAAUAGCUAAGAAAAGUCUUACAGGUUACAUACUAUAUUCAAGUGAAGUGCGAAAAGGUAUAAGUCAAAGUAACCCUGAAGCAUCCUUCGGUGAUAUAUCGCGUAUGGUAGGAAAUGAAUGGAAAAACUUGCCAGCUAGUGUGAAACAAAACUGGGAAGAUAAGGCUUCUAAAUUAAAUGCAGAGUUUGCAGCAGCUCGUUUACUUGAAGUUGAGGAAGGGUUAAAUUGUAUUAGUCCAAACCCAACUGAUGUGUUAGGCGGACUUACAUAUGAAUGUCUUUGGGAUAAAUGCGAUGUUCAAUUCGAGGACUUAGUCGAUUGUAUGGAGCAUUGCAUACAAGAUGGAAAUGGGCAUGUACAGCGUACUUCAUCGCAAGUAGCAGAUUCAGAAUAUGUUUGCAUGUGGCGUAAUUGUAUACGCAUAAAAAAAAAUAUGCAAGCUUUUCCAUCGAUGUCCAGGUUAAUAAAACAUGUACGAGAAGUGCAUCUUAGUAAAUGUGGAAAAAAUAUACCGACAAAUGAACGUAGUAAGAACUAUGUGGUAAGAAAGCAUAAACCAGGUGCAUCACAUUCUAUGCAGCAAUCCAGUGCCACAUCGCCAAGAGGUGCUGCUAAUGUAGAAGGUAUGCAGCCACCAUAUCAAGCAAUAACACAUGUUCCACCACCAGAACCAAUGUUCAUUACUGUGCCACCUAAACCGCAAAGGGUCUUACAUUCAGAAGCAUAUAUUAAGUAUAUUGAAGGUUUACAAGGUCAUAAUAAUUUAAAUACACAAAUGACAUCAAAAAAAGCGGUAACACCAAUAAAGCCAGCUAAUAUCAGUAAAGUUAAUUUACCAACACACUGGCUUGGUCAGUACGCUACAGAAAAUGGAGAUGACGUUGUGCAAGCUUUGUGUCAUUUACGUAAUUUUAUGCUGGAUGAUGUAUUGCAGAUACAAAGAAAUUGCUAUUAAAACAAUAACUGAUAUUAUUAAAUUGAUAAAAUUAACAUAAAUUAUGUUUAACA
Messenger RNA from Teleopsis dalmanni, 5031 nucleotides. It is a transcript of the gene polybromo, whose product is annotated as protein polybromo-1. NCBI's taxonomy places the organism in Eukaryota, Metazoa, Arthropoda, Insecta, Diptera, Diopsidae. Gene Ontology annotation, molecular function: chromatin binding; protein binding. Gene Ontology annotation, biological process: chromatin remodeling. The record is from RefSeq and is a predicted model, not a curated record. Gene Ontology annotation, cellular component: RSC-type complex. The coding region runs from base 116 to 4978 and encodes 1620 amino acids. The transcript is spliced from 3 exons.